ACCUCAUAUAGUUGCAACAGAGAUUGCUCAAUGCUGCAUUUCUUGAAAACAAGUGGAAAGCAAAAGUGAAACCUAGUCCAGUUUUAAACAGAUUCUGUGAAUUAACGAAGAGAGAACAGAGCGGUUGACGGUCCGGGUGCUGCGAUGUCGAAAAUGAUUCAAGUGUACGUGAUCGGCCUGAACGGAGAAACAUAUACUAUUGAUAUUGGGGAAUCCGAAGAGGAUUUCAAAAGGAUGACAGUCCUCAGUUUCAAGAAGAAAGUGCUCGAGAUAUCGCAAAUAGAGGUCCGGGACACAGGUGACCUCCGCAUGCUUUUUGUCAAUGAGCAACUGGAAGACAAGAAAAAAUUGGCUGGUUAUGGGAUCAAGGACAGAUCCUAUAUACUCGCCGUAAUGGAUAUGGUAGGAGGGGGGGAAUGUACAGCGAGUGAGAUUCUCACCUGUGAAACAUUCGUGUCAAGCAUCAGUCGGGUGUUGGACUUCAGAGACAGUCGGAGCGGUCGUGAACAGGCGGCAGAAACCUUUGGACACAUUGGUGAUGAUGACCUAAGUGUUCUCAGAGUGGAGAUGUCCUGUCGACAUGCUGUGGACCCCACAUCACUGACCGGAUGGUGCCGUAGCCUGAUAGAUUCUGGUCAUUUCACAUUCCACUGCCCUGGUAAAAAGGAUGGAACAGAAGAAAAGUGCAACAAGGAAUGGCCCUAUGUGGAGGUUCGCAGGCAUGCGUUGCUGGAUAACGAUGAACAGAAGUAUUUUGAAGAGAAGGUUGCCUUACUCGCUGCGGCAAAGUACUGUGAAAUCAGCACGCGAAGAGAGAACAGAGCGGUUGACGGUCCGGGUGCUGCGAUGUCGAAAAGGAUUCAAGUGUACGUGAACGACCUGAAAGGAAAAACAUAUACUAUUAAUAUUGGGGAAUCCGAAGAUGAUUUCAAAAGGAUGACAGUCCUCAGUCUAAAGAAGAAAGUGAUCGCGAAAUUGCUACCAGAGGUCCGGGGCACAGAUGACCUCCGCCUGCUUUUUGGCAGUGAUCAACUGGAAGACAAUAAAACAUUGGCUGCUCACGGGAUCCAGGACAGAUCCACAAUACUCAUCGUACUGAGUCUGCCAGGAGGGGGAACGUACAGCGAGUGAGAUUCUCACCCGUGAAACAUUCGUGUGGAAAUGAAGAUUCUGGACAAUGAAUAGUAAUGAUCCAUAUGUCUCUGAUCCGAAAAUGCCGACACAACGAUAAUCUUAACAUUCAUAAAGUGUAUGUUACCCAAUGUACCUUAGUAUUUAUUUCAAUAUGGGGCUUCAACAUUUCACCUGAUGUUCUAUACACUGUAUUCUCGUCUGUAAACCAAUCCUGCAUUGUUUCAAUACUUUAUUUUUAUCCUCACCGAAAUAGUCUUUGUAUUUCCCCAUCAGCUGUUUAGCAUGGGAUAGUAAAUGCGAUGAUUACACUACCUAUCGAGUGAGUAAAUACAACGAGGCAGUUUUGUAUAAACGUUGCAUGCAUGACCUUUGCUCAAAUAUUAUUUACCUUUAUCCUUUAUUAAUAAAUAUUUUAAAUGUAUGCAGUGUUGUACAAGCACAAGGCUGGUGUUUAAGACGGGAGGUGAAAAUAUUGGAGAACUAAAUGUGGAAAGAUGACUAAUGAAGGCAAGCAUGCCAAAUAAUUGACUCACCACUGCCGUCAGGGAACUAUGCACUUCUAACCCGAGGCCUGCCCUGGUUUAACACCAAAAUGCAACACGUUGCACUUGUCACAGUUAUAUUCUAUUUGCCAUUCCUUGGCCGACUUUCUCAUUUGUUCCAGAUUGUAAUCCUAAAUAACCUUCUUUACCCCCCACUCUAUCUCCAAUGUUGGUGUUGGUAGCCAACUUUGCCCAGCUCACUGUACGGCAACAAUGCAGGAACUCCUGGCAUUAACUGCUCCAAUAUAUACCACUAGUCUCGAAAAUGAAUGUUUAAUCAUUGUACCCAAGUCCUACUCUAAUUCCUAGUUAAUCCACACAUGAGAUUUUAUUUACCCUAGUACUAUAAACAUUCAACUAAUAGAAGAAACAUCACAAACAAUUUCACAUUUAUAAAGGCAGGUUUCUACACAUAUUUUUCAUGUUAUUUUCAGAAAAUUGUAUCACAUCUUGUUAUAAUUUUACUGUUGGUGAAGUGAAAGAAUAAAAUGAAGAAAUGUGUGGAUAACUUUGUCAUCUUUUCCAUUGAUUCCCUUGCAUUAAAUAUGUGUGUAGUUUACUUAUCCUUAAGGGGCUGUCCCACUUGGGCGACCUCCACCGCGAGUUCUGGCGAGUUUGCCCUCAAUCCAUACUCGUAGCAUGGUCGCCACAAGGUCGUAGGAGGUCUUCGUAACUCUCCUUCAUGUUCGAGAGUGGUCUCCGCGUACUCGAGGCCUCAGCUAGGUCGCUGCGGUUUUUUCACUAUGUUAAAAAAUGCCUGCGAGUAAAAAAAGGUCGCCAUGGAAAAAUCGAUACUUUUUUUACUCGUAGGUUUAGUCGUAGUAGGUCGGCAUGUCAGUCGUGGGUAGUCGAAGCUAGUCGUAGGUAAUCUUCAUCAUAGUCGAAGGGCGGUCGAAGGAGGUCGUCUUCACUCUCCACUAUUCGGUGUCCAAUUUUCCCUUAGUUAGUCGAAGCUGGUCUUCAACGCGACAUUUUUUUCAAACUCUCCUAAGCUCUUCUUAACUUGCCAAUUAGGUCGCCCAAAUGGGACAGGCCAUUUACUCUUCAUUCUCAACCUGAAACAUCGCCCAUUCCUUCUCUCCAGAGAUGCUGCCUGAUCCGCUGAGUUACUCCAGCAUUUUGUGUCUACCGUUGAUUUUACCAGUAUCUGCAAUUCUUUCUUACACAAAAAGUGAAACCUUUAUUGUCUGCGCUCAAUCAUGUUCUACGAUUCUUACUGCCAUAAGGCUAAAUGGCCCAGAAUGAAGUUGAACAGAGCAUAUGUACAUUGUGACAACACACAAACACAAGCAAAUAGGAGCAAGAGGACGUCACCCUAAACCUGCCACACCAUGCAAUAUGACAAUGGUUGGUGACUUCACUUCUGUGCCCAUUCCCUAUAACACCUAUGGGCGGCACAGUGGUGCAACUGUACAGUUGCUGCCUUACAGUGCCAGAGGCAGAAUAAUCAGGUUCCAUCCUGACUGUGGGUGUUGUCUGUACAGAGUUUGUACAUUCUCCCCGUAAACUGCGUGGGGUUUCUCCCUGAUCUCCAGUUUCCUUGUGGAUUUUAUUGUCAAUAUAAUUGAUUAACAGUUCAUUUAUAUUUUCAUAAUAAAUUCAUAUUUUUAAUGUCUUUGUCAAUUUUUGUACAUCUUAAUAUAUAGAGACUGGGAUGAGUGAUUUAACUGAUAAAGGUUAAUAAAAGGUUACAUUCAUAACGCUCAGGAACAUACUCUGCCCACGGCAUCAAA
Leucoraja erinaceus (little skate) is the source of this 3409-nucleotide messenger RNA. RefSeq lists its product as uncharacterized. The coding region runs from base 145 to 1131 and encodes 328 amino acids. NCBI's taxonomy places the organism in Eukaryota, Metazoa, Chordata, Chondrichthyes, Rajiformes, Rajidae. The transcript is spliced from 7 exons. Gene Ontology annotation, biological process: modification-dependent protein catabolic process; protein ubiquitination. Gene Ontology annotation, cellular component: nucleus; cytoplasm. Gene Ontology annotation, molecular function: ubiquitin protein ligase binding; protein tag activity. The record is from RefSeq and is a predicted model, not a curated record.